This is a messenger RNA of Setaria italica (foxtail millet), 3529 nucleotides long. RefSeq names its product spastin. The transcript has 24 exons. Gene Ontology annotation, molecular function: ATP binding; ATP hydrolysis activity. Lineage: Eukaryota; Viridiplantae; Streptophyta; Magnoliopsida; Poales; Poaceae. Bases 192 to 3134 code for a protein of 980 amino acids. The record is from RefSeq and is a predicted model, not a curated record. Gene Ontology annotation, cellular component: mitochondrial outer membrane.
UGGCCUCGGCCUCCGUCGCAGCAGCCAGUCGCCGCGCACCGGCAGACCACCCCCUGGCGCUUCUCCCCGCCAUUGCGAUUGCGCCGCCGGUCACGGCUCAGCCCAGAGUUCUCAAUCCACCACCAGCCACCGCAUGCGCGUAUCCGAGGCCUAGCCCGCUCGCGGCCGCGGAUCUCUCGCCUCGCCCCGCGAUGCAUCGCGCGAUGCGGCUGCGCUGCCUCCUGCGCCCGCCGCUCUGGCGCGAGCCCGCCGCCAACCCCGCGGCGGCCUCCAGCGGAGGCGGUGCCGCCCUGGCGCGGAGGCUCGGUGCGCCGCCGCGGUCGUUCGGCGAGAACCAGCGGUUGUGCCGGUUCUACAGCUCGAAGGAGGGCGUCGGCAGCGCGGAGGCGGAAGCGGUGGGGACUGGCGGCGGCGGCGGCGGCGGCGGCGGUGGAAGUGGCAGCAGCAGCAGCAGCCGCGAGCAGGAGCACGCGCGGCUCGGGGAGAGGGACCAGCAGGAGUGGCUGAGCGGCGAGCGGUUCCUCACCGGCUGCAAGCGGCGGGAGUCGCCGUUCCUCACCAAGCGGGACCGCUUCCGCAAGGAGUUCCUGCGCCGCGCCGUGCCGUGGGACAAGACCGGCGUCUCGUGGAACAGCUUCCCGUACUACGUCGAUCAGCAUGCGAAGCAGCUGCUGAGCGAGUGCGUGGCGUCGCACCUGCGGCAUAAGGAUUUAGCUCUGGAGUAUGGUUCCGGGCUGCAGUCUUCCAGUGGGAGGAUAUUGCUCCAGAGCUUGCCAGGGACUGAACUUUACCGGGAGAGAUUUGUGAGAGCACUUGCCAAUGAGUUGCGUGUGCCAAUAUUGGUUCUGGACAGCAGUGUUCUAGCUCCAUAUGACUGUGGUGAAGAUUGUUCAGAGAGUGAGGAAGAGGAUAAUCAUGCAGAGUCAGAGGAUGAAGGUUCAGAAUCUGAGGUGGAUGGCGAAGGUGAUGAGGAAUCUGGUGAAAGCGAUGAUGACGAUUCUAUUAAAUCUGUGGCGGACCUAAAGAAGCUAGUUCCAUGCACUCUUGAGGAAUUUGCCAAGAGAGUUGUUGGUAUACAGGAAAGUUCUUCAGCAGCAGAAUCCUCCGGCACUGCUGAGUCAUCCGAAGAAGAGAAGAGGUCUCUUCAAAAGGGAGAUAGGGUCAAGUACAUUGGAGCGUCAGUGGUUGUUGAAGCAGAUACUAGGAUCAUUUUGGGGCAAGUACCUACUCAAGAUGGCUCAAAGAAUGCCUAUACCUUUAUUAGUGGCAGAACUUUAUCAAAUGGACAGCGUGGAGAGGUGUAUGAGAUCAAUGGCGAUCAAGUGGCUGUUAUAUUUGACCCUCCUGAGGAGAAGGUGGCUGAUGGUAACAAAGAUGAAGCAAACAAAGAGCAAAAUGCUAAACCAGCAGUUUACUGGGUUGACACUCAGGAUAUCGAGCAUGACCAUGAUACUCAGGCGGAAGAUUGGCAUAUUGCAAUUGAAGCACUUUGUGAGGUACUGCCAUCUCUAGAACCAGCCAUCGUUUACUUUCCAGACAGUUCCCAGUGGUUGUCUAGGGCAGUUCCAAGAUCAAAUCGUAGAGAAUUUGUUGAAAAGGUAGAGGAAAUGCUUGACCAGCUCACUGGACCUCUAGUUUUGAUAUGCGGGCAGAACAUAGCGGAGGCAUCAACAGAAGCAUCUAAGGAUAAAGAACCUAAGACUCUGCUGUUCCAUAAUAUGGCUCGCCUGUCUCAUCUGACAUCAUCCUUGAAGCGGCUGGUAGGGGGCCUAAAAGGACGGAAGCCUUCAAGGUCCAGUGACAUAACGAAGCUUUUCAAAAAUAGAUUAUUUAUUCCUCUUCCAAAGGAUGAUGAGCAAAUGAGAGUUUUAAAUAACCAGAUUGAGGAGGACAAAAAAAUAAUCAUUUCAAGGCAUAACCUUGUAGAGCUGCACAAGGUGCUUGAAGAACAUGGGCUAUCAUGUGAGGAUCUAUUGCAUAUCAAGUCAGAGGGUAUUGCUUUGACGAAACAAAGAGCAGAGAUGGUUGUUGGAUGGGCUAGGAGUCACUAUUUAUCAUCAGCAGUUAAUCCUUCCAUAAAGGGCGACAGGCUGACCAUUCCCCGUGAAAGUCUGGACCUAGCAAUUGGGAGGUUGAAGGAGCAGGAGGCUUCCAAUAAGAAGCCGUCUGAAAGCAUGAAGAUGUUGGCGAAAGAUGAGUAUGAGCGCAAUUUCAUUUCAGCAGUUGUGCCUCCCAAUGAAAUUGGAGUUAAGUUUGAUGAUAUUGGUGCUCUUGAGGAUGUCAAGAAGACACUGGAUGAACUUGUAACUCUUCCAAUGAGGAGGCCAGAGCUCUUUUCUCAUGGGAACUUGUUAAGGCCCUGCAAAGGUAUAUUACUUUUUGGGCCUCCUGGAACAGGAAAAACGCUUUUAGCAAAGGCACUUGCAACAGAAGCUGGAGCAAAUUUUAUAAGCAUAACUGGUUCUACUCUCACAUCAAAGUGGUUUGGAGACGCUGAGAAGCUCACCAAGGCCCUUUUCUCCUUUGCUAGUCGACUGGCUCCUGUUAUAAUAUUUGUGGACGAGGUUGACAGCUUACUUGGUGCAAGAGGUGGUUCAUUUGAGCAUGAGGCAACGAGAAGGAUGAGAAAUGAAUUUAUGGCAGCUUGGGAUGGUCUAAGGUCCAAAGAGAACCAAAGGAUCCUUAUUCUUGGCGCAACAAAUCGUCCCUUUGAUCUAGAUGAUGCAGUGAUACGACGUUUACCUAGGAGGAUAUUAGUUGACCUUCCGGAUGCCAAGAAUCGGAUGAAAAUUCUAAAAAUUUUACUUGCCAAAGAAAACCUGGAAUCUGAUUUUAGAUUUGACAAGCUUGCUAAUGUGACUGAGGGUUACUCUGGGAGUGAUUUGAAGAAUCUAUGCAUAGCUGCGGCAUAUAGGCCAGUCCAUGAACUUCUAGAACAAGAAAACAAGGGAGACAUGGGUAGCACGAAAACUUCAUUAAGGGCACUGAAGUUGGAUGACUUGGUGCAAGCAAAGGCCAAGGUAAGCCCAUCUGUUGCUUUCGACGCAACAAGCAUGAACGAGCUAAGAAAAUGGAACGAGCAGUACGGGGAAGGUGGCAGUAGAAGCAAAUCACCAUUCGGGUUUGGCAGCUAACAUACUCCUGUAGUAAGGUUUCCCACAUUGUAUUGGGACUUGGGAGCGUGUGAGCCCAAAUUUAGUCAUACGAAACCAGCAGUAGUGGCUCAUCGUAGGCAGUAAACCUGUGCUGUUCAGUUACUUCAUCCAGGCCACUCCCUUGCCCCCCGUUUUGAUCUGUGAGUCAUUACAGCAGUGCUGUUGUCAUGUAUCGAUAGCAAAACGGCUUAUCAUAUGCCAAGUUUUCAUGACAUACCCCAUAUUGUAGUGUCACGGGCUCCCAUCCGAGAGGCCUGAUCGAACUGUAAAUAGCCCCCAAAGUUGUCCCAGAGCUAACAGUUUAGCCAUUUGCGGCAGUUCCAUACAAUUUUGAUUUGUUGCCGCUGUUUUACAUAGUUGGGCAAUAAACUCUA